This is a messenger RNA of Aspergillus thermomutatus, 918 nucleotides long. RefSeq lists its product as uncharacterized. The transcript has 2 exons. The record is from RefSeq and is a predicted model, not a curated record. The coding region runs from base 1 to 918 and encodes 305 amino acids. NCBI's taxonomy places the organism in Eukaryota, Fungi, Ascomycota, Eurotiomycetes, Eurotiales, Aspergillaceae.
AUGCACCCCCUACUUCCACUCCUUUUGGCGAUUGUCCCCGUCUGGACUUUCAGCCUGAAUACCCCCACCAAGUACUGGAACUACACGACCGCCAGCCUGGCCAGCACCACCUCGCAAGAAUGCAAGGACGCAUACAGCGCGGAGAUCGACUGCGAUGACUUUCUGCUCGCACUGGCCGUGGCCAAGGAAGACCGGUGGUGGCUGCCCGACUACGACUCGGCCAUGUUUGACCGCGCCUGCACGGCCACCUGCCAGUCGUCUCUGUCGGAGUAUGUCGCGAAUGUCGAGAAGACCUGCAACAAGGCCAGCGACGCCGCAUUAAAGGCCAAGGGCUGGGACGAUUUCGGUGUGAAGGUGUUCGUGCCGGUGGUGACGGUGGGACACAUCCUGCAAUAUACCCUGAUGAGAUCCUGCACCAAGGACGAUGACGGAUCAUACUGCUAUAUCGGCCAGAGCGGCGUUUACUACCCGGAAUGCGACUGCGACUGGACCUGCGCGCUGGCCUAUUUCUGGGUCGCACAUGAAUAUCCCUAUGACGACUACCAGUUUGGUGUUCAUAUGAAUAGCAUGGACGACGAGGGUAAUCGCUUGGAAUUGGUUUCCAGCAGCGUGCUCAUUGACGAUACGCAAGAUUGGUCGGACGGUUGGGGGACGGUCGAGAAGUGCGGCUGGACCAAGAACGAUACACUGCCAUUGUUCAAUACCGGGAUUUCGAAGAAGGCAGUGGAGAAACAGUCAACAACGAACUCGACCGCGGCUGGUUCAGGUAUGGUGAAGAGUACUGGAGUCAGCGCUGCCACCAGUGCCUCUGGAACGGGGGCCAAUGCACCCGCUCAAACAGGCACAGGAGAGAGGAUCCGAAUGCAUGUGGAGAAGUGGAUGACACUGCUGAUUCUUGCUAUUGUAGUGGUCUUGUAA